AUGGAUACCGAACAUUGUAGUUGUUCUAUAAUAAAUCCAUCAGAUUCAUCAGCUCCACCUAAAUCAUUUUUUUUCGACAGCGUUUACAACAUAAUGGCGACAACCGAACAAAUAUACAGCGAAAUAGUUUAUCCUUUGGUAGAGGGUGUUUUGGAAGGUUACAAUUCGACGGUUUUCGCUUAUGGACAAACGGGUUGUGGAAAAAGUUACACAAUGCAAGGAUGUACGUCACCGCCUUCUGCAAGAGGAAUAAUUCCAAGAUCUUUCGAACACAUAUUCGAAGCAAUAAGCGUUAUUGAAAAUAAAAAAUUUCUCGUCGUUGCUAGUUAUUUAGAAAUAUACAACGAAGAUGUUAGAGAUCUUUUAGGAACGGAUUGUAAAAAAAAAUUAGAUCUUAAAGAAAAUCCACAAACCGGAACUUACGUUUCCGAUUUGUCACAUCACACAGUUCAAAGCGUCGAAGAUUGUGAAAAAUUAAUACAAAUCGGUAUUAAAAAUCGCGUGACGGGUUCGUCGCUGAUGAACGCGGAAAGUUCUAGAAGUCACAGUAUAUUUUCGAUAUCUCUAGAAAUGAUGCCAAACGAAUGUACUAAAACAAAAGGAAUAAUACGUAGGGGAAAAUUAAAUCUCGUGGAUUUAGCCGGAAGUGAAAGACAAUCGAAAACUGGAGCCACGGGUGAGAGAUUAAAAGAAGCGACGAAAAUAAAUUUGUCACUCAUGGCGUUGGGUAACGUCAUUUCCGCUUUGGUCGAUGGUAAAUCAAAACACAUUCCAUAUAGAGAUUCUAAAUUAACAAGACUGUUGCAAGAUUCCUUAGGGGGAAACACAAAGACGCUCAUGAUAGCCUGCUUAUCACCCGCGGAUGAUAAUUACGAUGAAACUCUCAGCACUCUCAGGUAUGCCAACAGAGCAAAAAAUAUUAAAAAUAAACCAAAGAUAAACGAAGAUCCGAAAGAUGCAAUGUUGAGGGAAUAUCAAGAAGAAAUAGAAAAACUCAAAACGCUUUUAAAAACGAAUUCUUUACCCACGUCGGAACCGACAAACAACGACGAAUUGUAUAAAAAAAUAACGGAAGCAAAUUUAGAAACGGAUAAACUCAAAGCGGAUUACGAAAACGAAAUGUUAAAAUUAAAAGAAGAAUACGAGAGAGAACAGGAAAGUAAACAAAAACUCGAAAAAGACAUGGCGGAAUUGAAAAAACAUUACGAGGAACAAAUGGAUGUCCUUAAAAAGAAAAACGAAGAAAAUUCUAAAAUAAACGUGUCACAACAGGAAGUUUUAGAAAGAUUGAAACAAUUACAAGCAUCGAUGGUUGGAGGGGAAAGAGCGGGUGAUAAAGAAUUAAAAGAAAAACGUUUGAAAAAAAAGAAAGCAGCGGAAAAAAGGUUGGAAGCACUUGCUAUGGCAUUGUCGAAAGUCAAAGACGAUGAUGGGGUCAUGCUUAAAGUUUACGAUGACAUACAAGAAGAAUUAAAAGCCAAAACGGAAACGCUAAGAAAAUCAAAACAAAGGAUAAAAGGAUUAGAAAGAGAAAUAUCAGAUCUUCAAAGCGAAUUCGAAAAUGAAAGAACGGAUUAUUUAGAAGAAAUAAGAAAAGGUCAAAGGCAAAUAAAACUUUAUCAACAAAUAUCGGAUAAAAUGACUUCUGCUUUAAAAAAAGAAUGUAAUUAUUGCAAUUUAGAUAAAAUAAAACAAGAUUCAAUAUGGAAUGACGAAUUAGAAUGUUGGAAAAUUCCCGAUUUGAUAAUAUCGAGAACAAAAUUACCACCGGCAGGACAAACGAAUAAUAAUAAUAAUUUAUGGAUGACGCUUGUUGAAAAAUUACAAAGACAAAAUGGUAGUAGUUUCGAUAAAGGAAAUGACGAUCCCGGAAGCGGAUAUUGGAAUAAUAUAUCGGAAAGAUUAUCAUCGAGUUCAUCUUCAAGCGAUGGCGGUACCGUAACGAGAAACAGAUUCGAAAAUAAUAACGAAGAAGUUGAAGAUUUAGCAGGUAGUUAUUUUAAACCGUCAAAAAGAGCAGACGAAUUAAUAAAUAAAGCGAGAGAAGAUGCGAGCAAAGCAUUUAGUACGUGGCGUGAAUACGUUAAUAGAAAUAGAUUAAGACAAUUUAAAGGAGGAGGAGGAGGAGGACAAAUGAAUUACGAAACAAGACCGAGAUUGGAUGAAGGUACAAAAAGUGCAGUUCACGGAAGUUUAAAUUCAUUAAAUAUAUAUUCGAAAAUGAGAAGUAAUUUAGGAAGCGAUCCGGGUCAAAGGACAAAAAAUUCAUGGAACGGAAGUGGAUUAUGGGGGGAAAAUAAUAAUAAUAAUAAUAAUAAAACGUGGGAUAACGAAUACGAAACAAUUAAAAAACCCUUUAAAUUAGAUGCUUUACCAAUGUUAGACAAUAAAAACAAUGGAAGAUAUCAAAAAAAUGACGUCAACGGUUUCGGUUUAACUUGA
Molecule: messenger RNA, 2442 nt
Organism: Pediculus humanus corporis (human body louse)
Lineage: Eukaryota; Metazoa; Arthropoda; Insecta; Psocodea; Pediculidae
Product: Osmotic avoidance abnormal protein, putative
Exons: 11
Coding region: 1-2442 (813 amino acids)
Biological process (GO): microtubule-based movement
Molecular function (GO): ATP binding; microtubule motor activity; microtubule binding
Source: RefSeq, a predicted model, not a curated record